GGCAACGCCACAUCCGCAUUGCUCGACUCCAUCUUCAUCAUUUGCUUUUGACAGGUAAUCUUGAUAUGUGGUCUGUACGCGAUAGUGGUGACGGGUAAUAUCUCACUGUGAGCUAAGCCCCGCGACAUACAAUACGAGCUUCUCGUUGGCCUCUGAAGCUUAUUCAUCGGGCACCAAAUGCGCUCAUUGGUGAACGCGCGUCGUUUCAUCUCUCAAAUACUCACAAUGAUGGUGUUUCUAACCUUGCGCGCCUAGUCUGUACCCUGCCCCUUGGGAAGCCGCCCCAUCCACAAUAAACUGGGUGCACGCCCUGUCACACGUCUCUCACAGCCGGACGUUCCUUUCCUACCCACCCUCCUUUUCAUUUCUUCGUCGUUUCUGCGUGACAGUCGUUCCCGUCAUCGAGUCAGGUGUCGACUUAAACCUCUUGUCGCCGCAAUCCCCGUUGCUGGAAUUCGCCUGACUCUGCGAGGCGACCCAUCAUGUCGGCCGUCAACUCUGCGUACCAAUCGCUCGCGAACAUGGGGCCACAGGGUCGGUGGCGGCGCGCUGUCUUCAUCGCCUUCAUUCCCAUGGUCCUGGUGUUCGUUUACUACAGCAGCUACCCGUCCAGCUACUUGUCCGAUGGCUUGAAGGCGCAAUCAUAUCCUCAAUCCCAAAAUGUCUCGCUCUCAGAUGAGGAUAUUUCCAUGCCCGCGAUUAUCAAAGCCCUCUACGGCCCCAUACUCCACCCAAUCGACGCUGCGAACUUCACCGACGAGGAUGGCGACGUUUACCGCCUGUCCAGCGCGCCACGGUAUAAACAAAAACUGGGGAAGAAGGUGCUCAUCUUGGACAUCGACAGCAGGCCGCUGACAGGCAACGGUCAGCUUAUGAAUGAGGAGCUGAAAUGGAAGGGCAUGCGGCCCUUGUCGGCGGGCAUGCUAAGCCAUUACAUGUUCGCGCAGAUCCACGGUUACGACUACAAAUUCAUCCGCGCGCCCGACUACCCUGAUCGCUGGGGCACCUGGGUCAAAGUGCCCAUGAUGAAGGAGGCGCUCAAAACACACGAAUACAUCGUCUUCAUGGACUCGGACGUCAUGUUCCACUACCCCCACCUCCCACUCGAAUGGCUGCUCAACUACUGGAACAUGACCGACAACACACUCGCCAUGAUGAGCAUCGACCCCAACGAGCCGCAGAACUACGACGCAAAGGGUAAUCGGUACCUGAAUACGGGCUUCGUCAUCGCCAGACAGAGCAAACGCACGCAGGAAAUGUACAAGGCAUGGGCAGAGUGCCCGUCCGAGAAGAAAUACCCCGGGUGCGCGCGCUGGAAACAGGACUGGGCGCACGAACAAGCCGCUUUCGGAAACUAUCUCCGCUACGACUACGACCGCCCAGACGAUAUUCGCGUCCUUCCCUGCGUUGAAGCGAAUGGUGCGCCGGAAGCUGCAAGCCGCGGCGGCUGCAAGGGCGUUUUCGUCCGCCAUUUCUGGGUUGAUAAGAAUCUCGUGGCUAAGAACCUCGCCGAUUCGGUCAUGCAGUACUUUCUGCCGCGACUACACCAGCAUUACAUGAGCCAGGCGAGCCAGCAUAUCGUGGAUGCAAAGGGAUACAGACUGGACGGCGCGGAAUUGAUUGAGUUGACACAGGAGGAGAAGGACAAGGCUGAGGCCGAGAAGGGCAAGAACCAGAAGGACGAAGGGUUUUAACGAGAUUGAGUUGUUCCUAUGGUUUGCCGUACACGACUAUACCCACUAAUGUUGAUUUGGGCCUUCCCACUGGGCAUGUGUCUCUACCUCGACGUGGAGACCAGCAGCUCCCGCGUCUAAAAGAGCCACGGUGUCUACUCACUCCCUCGACACUCUCUGCAAGCAGCCCACGAUGGCCCGCAGGCUUCCUUACAACAUCAUCUACUGGGAAACGGAGUUUUGGGGUUUCGGCGCUGCAAAUCCCCACGCCGAGCAUCAGUUUUUUUUCCUCCAUGAGUUCUUUGGUUUGCAUAGCUAGAAGGUCGUCCCUGGAAAGAUCUAGACAUUUGGGAUACGCUUUUUCGUCGUCAUAUGAAGCUUCAUGAUGAGACUCAGAUGCAGGUUGGGCAUUUAUAGAAGGGUUAUGCAAAGCUUGAAUCUAAAUUAUGUCGUCUAUCU
Messenger RNA from Dothidotthia symphoricarpi CBS 119687, 2132 nucleotides. RefSeq lists its product as uncharacterized. Gene Ontology annotation, biological process: protein N-linked glycosylation. NCBI's taxonomy places the organism in Eukaryota, Fungi, Ascomycota, Dothideomycetes, Pleosporales, Dothidotthiaceae. Gene Ontology annotation, cellular component: Golgi membrane. The transcript has 3 exons. The record is from RefSeq and is a predicted model, not a curated record. Gene Ontology annotation, molecular function: glycosyltransferase activity. The coding region runs from base 483 to 1694 and encodes 403 amino acids.